CCCCUGAGUCACGAAACUGGAUUUGUGCGACAUUCGAAUAUACAAAACGCGUUUAUCAACGUCCGUCUUCAAACUACCAUGGCUGAUGAUGGAGAUUAUCUACAAAACACUUCGCCUACGUUAUGGAAUCUUGAUGGAUUCGCUGAUUGA
Paraglomus occultum is the source of this 150-nucleotide messenger RNA. The record is from the annotation of a GenBank genome assembly. Lineage: Eukaryota; Fungi; Glomeromycota; Glomeromycetes; Paraglomerales; Paraglomeraceae.